Messenger RNA from Panicum virgatum (switchgrass), 612 nucleotides. RefSeq lists its product as uncharacterized. The coding region runs from base 1 to 594 and encodes 197 amino acids. The transcript has 3 exons. The record is from RefSeq and is a predicted model, not a curated record. Lineage: Eukaryota; Viridiplantae; Streptophyta; Magnoliopsida; Poales; Poaceae.
AUGCAGGAGAAGAUGAACCUUGAUGAAGGUGUCCUCGAGAACCUUCGGAGUAUUGUGGAAAAGGAUGCUGCGAAGGUUGUUAACCUUCAAGCUGAGGUUCGUCAACUUAAGGCUAAUGUCGAAAGAAAAAAUGGCAAGAUCUCGGAGCUUGAGAAGGAGGACGCCGAAGAUGGCGCAUCGGGGCUUCUUGAUUGGUUGCUAAACGAGUUCGAAGAUUUAAGCCAGAUAUUGGCCAGCGUGUCAGACAAUACUGCAGUCGUGGCCUACAAGAGUGUUAUGGCCGUUCUCGCCCACGAAGGUUGCCCGGAUCUUGAUAGGAUUGGGAAUAGGGACUACGUUUUCCCGGAACCUUCUGAACUUGAGGAGGAUACUGCGAAGGUCCAAGCUGUGAAGAAGCUUUUUCUUCGCAGGUUUUGGAAGGUUUCUGGUAGAGAGAUGGUUCGGGAGGCCGCGCAGCAGAGGCUUGAAGCGGUGAAGCGGGCUCGGGAAGCGGCCAAGGGCAUUGUGGAGGAGGGGGCGCAGCCGGAGGAUAUCGGCGGGAGUUCUGGUGCCAGUCCACCGAAGGAUUCCACCGACGGAGGAACCCAGGUGUAGAUUUAGUCCCUACGUGAG